Meloidogyne enterolobii is the source of this 891-nucleotide messenger RNA. The record is from the annotation of a GenBank genome assembly. Lineage: Eukaryota; Metazoa; Nematoda; Chromadorea; Rhabditida; Meloidogynidae.
AUGUUUGGAUGUGUUUCCCAUUGCGACACCGGUUUUUAUGCUGAUGGGGAUAAAUGUAAAAGAUGUUCUUCUGAUUGCGAAACUUGUUCUUCUGGCGAAUUGUGUGAUACUUGCCAUGGGGCAAAAUUGCUUAUAGAUGUUAAACAUUAUGGACAUUUGGACCAUGGAAGAUGUGUAGAUUCUUGUCCUUCUGGUUUAGUUGCUGUUUAUAAAAGCACAAUACAAGCCAAAUGUGUCUUAAAAAUAAAUACCUGUGCUGCUGGUUAUUUUCAAAGUGAUCAAGCUACUGGUGUUUGUUUAGAUUGUGAUAAAGCUUGUUCAUUAUGUCAUGGACCGGGCCCUCUACAAUGUGACCAAUGUGCCCCCGGCUACGGAAACUCUUCCAUCGGUUAUUGCCGUCCUUGUUGCUCAACAGAUCAAUUACAACAACACGAUACUAGUUGUGAAGAUUGUAGCCAUAUUUAUUUAACAACGCCUUAUUCCCCAUUUUCUUCUACUUUUACCUCCACAAAUUUAUUAACAAUCAAUUCAAUUUUUAUGUCUUUUUUGUUUGUUUUUGUGCUUGUUUUGAUUGCUACUUUGGGUUGUUGGCUUUGUUACAAGUUGAUUUACUUUUGUUGUUGCAGUAAACAAAAAGAUGGACGAGCGGAUUUGGAAUAUACACCCCUAACAACAAUCGACAACAAAACAUAUCAAAAAACAAAACAGCCAAGUACUGGUCAUCAAAAUCAAGCCUUUGAAUUAUUAGGAGAGGAUUCCGAGUCUGAUAUUGAUGUGUUGGAAGAAGUGGAGGUUGAAGAAGAUGGAAAAAUCAAAGAAGAGGAAAUUAAAGUUGAAGAAAAUAUUAUCGAUUUAAUCGAAAAAGCUUCAACUUCAAAAGAGGCUGUUUAA